AAAACAUCGUAUAAAAAGCAUCAACUUUGUGUCAAGCUGCACAACAGAGUAGCUGUAAACGUUGUACUUGUAGCGUUGGACAGAUCCAGUUUAAAAUAAAAACAACUGAAAAUAGUUAAAACUAACAUAUUCUCUUUUUCGAAGACUUCUGAAGUUAUCCAGCACUGCUGAUUACCAAUCGUCACCACAAGCAGGCGUAAGAUAAGUACCGUACGGGCGAAGGAACCUAUUGGCCUUGACGAGAGAAACGAUGGUUACAAACUACGAUUAUAGCUUCAGAGUGCUGAUGCUGAGAAAUAGGGAAUUCCACAAACGCAAUAUCUCAAUAGAGCGAGAGAUCUAUUGUUAUCGAGAGAAAUAUCCACAAAAGAAGCCACUGAUUCUGAUUGACUUAAUGCAUCUUGACAAAUUGAGAACCGGUGACAAAGAGGAAUCUAAUCUACGCAACAUUUGUGGACCUGAUUUAAGUCGAUUGAGCAAAUUCGAAUCAUUGCUACGAUUCCUACGAAACCAAUGUAAAGCCGAGCUCGUAUUUUUCGUUGACGGUCCCCAUUCUGGCGAUGUCUAUGAGGAAUGUUUCCGCAGUGUUAAAGUGGAUAGGAAAGAUGAAAGAUACGCAAACGAUAUUGAAUUGAUCGAUAUAAUUGAACGAGGUGAAUACCAUGGUCAAAGGCAUGCUCCGACUGAUCGCAUCCUUUUCCAUUCUAUAAAGACGAUGGCCGAAAGGUAUGGUACUUUAUGGUACGCAUUGACCAAUUCAAGGAAAUUGGAAAUCGCAAAAUAUGCUGUAGAGCAUGCUGCAUUGGCCAUCAUAGCAAAAUCGAGCGAUUAUCUACUCUACGUUGAUAAAAUUCAAAUCAAAAUAUGGGACAUGGCAUUUCUGGAUGUGAAUACAAUGACGGUGUCAGAGAUGGAUCAUCUUACAGUAUGCCGCAGGAUGGGACUAAUAACGGCUGAAAAACGACGCCUCAUGGCAGCUUUACUCCCAGGCUCUGUAAUGGGAUUGCAUGUUCUUGGUGAUGACGUCACCAGAGUGUACGACCUAGUUCAGGCUACGCCAGAGAAGAUUACUGCAGACGUUUAUCGCGAUAUUGCCAACAGACUGUUUGGUUCAGAAGAUAAGGCCAAUGAAUUACAGAAAGCUUGCGAAGUUAUUUACGAUACGGGAAAGAUGCAACUGUCUGUCCAAGAGAAAAAUAUUGAUUACUCGUACGAUGUAUUGGCCAAUCGCACAACAACGUUUACGCUGAUGUUGAAUGAUCUGCGCUAUUGGGAGUCGAGAGACAUCGAUUUGUAUAAGCUUGUGGUCGACUGCCAUGGCAGAAUGGCUGGGUUGGUGUUGAAGCGUGCUGGCUUGCCUUGUGAGCCGGAUACUAUGCGUCGAAUGAGAAUCAAGCGAAACCAUGAAGAAAUAUUUGGGUAUCACUUGAUCAAAGUUGUUUAUCCAUCGUUCGAGGUGAACGUUAGAUCAGAUGAUUCAACAGAAUCAAUCAGUGAAUCAAACAUAGAGUGCCUUAAAUUUGUGCUAGAUUUGGCUUAUUUGUCGAUGGAUCGCUUAAUUCUUCUGGUAGAUAAUCGGCCUGAUGAUAAGCAGUCGAAACUACUGGACUAUGUUACGGUUUAUUUUAUGGUACAAAAAAAUCUGGUCACAUCGGACAUGGCGGAUGUAAUUUUGUUGACCAUCGAACAAUAUUCCAGCGAUGACGAGGGCUUGAAGCGCACACCCUCAAACAUUAACAUGGAGGCGUUUCAUGCAACUUUCAUGUAUGUCCGUUGGAGGUUUUACAUCCACAAUAUACUGAACAUCUGCGAAUUUCCAUCGUUCUGUAUUGAUAAUGAAGCUCAUCUUGAUGGGGUCAUGAUGCAAAAUCUGUACCAGUCGUUCGUAAGAAACCCACAAUCGCUCCAGGAGUACAACAUUGAAGCGGUUCGCGCUAACCGCCUCCAUGAUUGAAUAACGCUUGUUUCUGUUUCAUCAGUGUUAUGCUUCUGUACAAUCUAUAUUUUAACAAUAAAAUAUAACAAAAUGAG
Molecule: messenger RNA, 2031 nt
Organism: Armigeres subalbatus
Lineage: Eukaryota; Metazoa; Arthropoda; Insecta; Diptera; Culicidae
Product: mannose-1-phosphate guanyltransferase beta-like
Exons: 8
Coding region: 251-1954 (567 amino acids)
Biological process (GO): GDP-mannose biosynthetic process
Cellular component (GO): cytoplasm
Molecular function (GO): mannose-1-phosphate guanylyltransferase (GTP) activity; GTP binding
Source: RefSeq, a predicted model, not a curated record